Molecule: messenger RNA, 4134 nt
Organism: Gaeumannomyces tritici R3-111a-1
Lineage: Eukaryota; Fungi; Ascomycota; Sordariomycetes; Magnaporthales; Magnaporthaceae
Exons: 2
Coding region: 1590-3557 (655 amino acids)
Source: RefSeq, a predicted model, not a curated record
CUCACACACACACACACACACACAAGCACUCGCCGAUCCCGCCACGCUUGGCCAACACCCCAGGCACCCAGUGCCCGUCGGAAACCGGCUCCUGCGCCUUUUGGGCGACAGGGAGCGUGUCGACGUCGAUUCGCCAACUGGUUGUGUCGCCAUUCCUGCUUUCCUCUAGCGUGCGCCAAUCGCCCGUGUUAUUCUCGAGCUGCCCGGCCAACGGCGUCCAGGUGGGGAGCAGCAGCAGCGCCGCAGCUUGCGCAACAACAAGCUUUUGCACAUGUGGCGGGGCUCCCAUUGGUGCGCGGAUGGCGCAAAGCUGCACUGACACACGGCCUCGGCGGGCAGGGAUUUGAAUUGUGAGCCAGUGAACGGGCCCCAUCCCUGACACGCCUCCCUGUGACGUCGGCCCCCUUUGUGGCAAUGCCUUCGCCGGCCCCGACAUCUCGUUAUCUCCCUCGCCUGCCCGCUGUUUAAACGCGGAUGGGGGGCACUAUAUAUAACUGGCCGAUCAAGCCCCCAUGGCCACAUGGCCUCCUAACCCGGGCCCUGUCCUGGUUGCACGGCAGGAGCAACGGCGCUCCCGGUUUGCUGUUGUUGUCCACCUAGACUGAUGGCGUUUGGCGCCGCGUCUGUGGGAGGCCUUGUCACAGGCCACCGUUCGGCACCGCGCCAUCUCCCACAGUCUUGCCCUGUUGACACAUCGAUGGCCGCUAAGAAGACUUCUCGCCAUGUGAUGUGAUGUGAUGUGAUGUUUGUCUUGCUGGUGGUAAAUGUUUGUGCUCCGAGAGACAAAGAUGGGCUGUCCAGUUGCCGUCCUGGGGUCCUUGGGGUUGCACACGCAGCACCCACCCGUUUCUUCUCGAAGCGCCUUUCUUUGUGGAGUCUACACUCGGAAACAAAGUGUCCAAACGCUGCGAGGUCUGGGCGCCACGGCUCUCUGCCAUCUGGCUGCCUCUUCCGCAAUAGCUUGACGUGCAGGAGUUUGACCCGCCUUGCUGGGUCGCCGGGGUUGGUGGCGCAGCUGCGUGGCUCUGAUAUGGCAAAGGUAAAUCGGCUCUGAUAUCAUCGUGGACACAGGUGCAGCCUCGCAGCCGCCUCAUGCACGUCUGCGCCACCCGAAUUGGGCUGAGACUGACGGUCUACUGCAAUUGACGCUGGCCAUUGAGAGAUUGAGCGAGUCCGCCUGGAAAAAUACCUCUUGUGCAACAACAACAAACCAGCAAAGUAAUCAAGAAACCGUCCAAUCCAGUCCGGACGGCAGACGGACGGUCGCGAAAAGGGGUCUCUCGAUCCAGAGUCUGAUUGAUCGCAAUCGAGCACGGCACCUCGACGAGCCCACCACGCCCACACCCCCCCGUCGCGGGCUGGCAAAUUAGUGGCCCUGGGCGCACCGCCCCCUGUAGCCGUGCUGUGCGCCGUGCGCCUUGAACGGGCGCCCCCAUAGGCCAGAUGCCAAUCGCAAGCCCCAGUGCCCCAGCCCAGGGGAGCUCAACCCACCCCAGCCCUGGGGAGUGGCACGUUCCAGUUGAUGGCGCUCACCUAAUCUCCCUCCUUUUUUUUGCUGACCCUUGACCCAGCUGCCGGUUUCCACAGGAAUGAGAAUUUGCUGGGCGGAAAAAGGCGGGCGCCCUAACGACGGGCGUGAAAGCGGCGACCUGACGAAGGAGGCGGCCCCAGACUUCCUCCACCUUUUUUCCCUCCCAUUUUGCUUCCAACAGCCAGCGCUCUCGACUCUCACGGCCCAGAUCUACCUAAUUUUUGAGCGUUGUCGAUUCACUCACUCCUUUGUAAAUUCGCUGCCUACCUACUCUUCGCACCAGCCCAGUACACUGCCUACCCUAACGCAACCACACUACUUGUUUUUAACUUCGUCUCACCUCGGCCCAGUCCUUCCUUCUGCGCCAGCAGCCGCCAGUACGAGUCCGACGACAUCCAAUCAUCUCACUUACUCGACCACCACCACCACUCUCUUCCACCCACCACCCACCACCCACCACCUACACCACCACCUCGAUCUGCGCCCUCCCCGACUUUCACGCCCGCUAGUACCAAAACCUGGCGAGGGAAGGAGGGGACUCUUGGAUCGCCACGACAUCUACCCCAACUCUUGUCACAGAGGCGUCACCGACUCGAUGGCGAGCACAAUGACAAUGUCGUCCACCUCGAUUUCCUUCUCAAGGCAGCCUGAUGCCGUGGCUGACAAGGUUCUGAGGAGGGCAGAGCUGGGAAAGAUGGCCCGGAGACUCCAGAACAGCCUCGCGCUUGCAAAGUUCAAGACGACGCACGGCCUCGAGGAGCUGACUCUGGACUCGCUGGAGCCCAGGUUCGAGGAGGAGAGGCGGCGUCGGCGCAUGCUGGCCGAAGGCGACAUGCUGUCCGACUCGUCGAGCAGCAGCGCCUCGGACCUGCCAUACUACCCCACUUCCUCGUCGGCAAACAACCGCGCCCUCACGAGCUCACCGCUCAAGGCCGCCGGCCCCAUCUUCUUCUCAGACGCCAUCGGCCCCAGCAGCGGCGGCGGGAGCACCGGCUACCACCGCAAGCGCACCUACAUGGCCACCUUUGACGGCGGCAGCCAGCAGCCUCCGCACUACGCCACCCUGUCGAGCCCCAGUAAGCGCUUCCGCUCCUCUCCCACCCCACGUAGGGCCAGGGCCAGGGCCCUAAACCCCGCGGCGGCGGCAGUAGCAGCAGUCGGCGGCGGUGGGAACCUGGAUCUCGGCGGCGGCUACGGCGGCGGCUCGGCGUGGCGCAACCACAACCAGCUGGCGCAGUCGUCGCCCAUCAAGCCGCGCCGGCAGCAGCACUUCACGACAUCCACAGGGCCUGAUGUGUCACUGUUUAAGGGAUCGCACCGCAUCUCGGAGGCCCUGGUCGUGUCGUCGCCGCCGCCCGUCAACUACGCCGCCAACCUGUCGGAUGACGACGAUGACCUGCUACCCGUGCACUCGUUCGCGCUGCAGCAUGGCGACCCCGACGCCUUCAGCGACCAUAGCGGCGCCGCGGCGACGGCAGCCGCCAUGCGCUCCUCACCGCCCCAGACACCGCCGAUGCGCAACAGGAGUCUGGCCCGCAACAGGUGCGGCAGGAAUCACAAGGGCGACGGCGACGACGACGGCGCGCAGCACGGCGGGGCUGGCAACAAUGGCAAGACGGGCGAGGAUGCUGCCGACCUGCUGCUGUACCUCGCCGCCUCGCCAUCACCAGCCACACGGUCCGCAACCCGCCGCGCAGCCAACAGCUUCUCGGCAGCGGCGGCGGCACGCAUGGACCCGCCGUCCACACCGCCGCCAAGGACGGCCGGUGGCGGCGGUGGUGGUGGCGGCGGCAUGGCGCUCCCGUCGUCCAUGAUGACGACGCCCGGAGGCGGCAACCCAUUCCCGGCCACGCCGUCGUUCCAGACGUUCGACUUUGCCGACUUUGUCAACAUCACGCCCAGCCCGGCGCCGGUGCAGAGGGGCUUCAAGACGCCCGUGGUCCUGGGCGCCGGCGCCGGCACCGGCACCGGCAGGACGCCCAUCAGCGAGACGAGGCGGCGGCUCACGUUUGACGAUUUCCCCUGAAUUACUCGACUACUACUACUAGACAUGUUUUGCCCGGGGCGGCGCCCAUGAUACCUGUUGGCUUUCUACCUUUUCCACCUCUUUCUGGCUUCGUCUCGCUACUGGAUGGUCUUUACUGUCUCUUCUUUAUUUUCUCUUAUGUCUAACGGAGUAACAUGACAGGAUCUCUUGUUUUGCCUUUUGGGAGUCUUGUUGUCUGCCUUUUUUUUUUUUUUCGCCGACACCCAUUUGGCGCAUCUCCCUAUGUGGUAUUCCUCCCAGAGUCAGAUGCUCUGGUCUUUCAGCCUGUUUUUUUUGUCAUAAUGCAUAGUGCGGAUGAGGAGCGAAGAGAAAAGGACACAACGCAAAAGGGGGGUGGAGACGCGGCAGGAAUGGGUUUACGCUACAUGGCGCGCUGCGGUUGUCGCGAUGGCUUUUUUCUUGUUUCUGAGCGAUUGGGACAGAAUGGUGGACGUACCUUUUUCGUUCUUUGGUUCUCCAUACACCCCCAAUGCUUAUCAUGUUGCAAACAAUGACCCGUGAUGAGCAUCGUGUGACACAAUUGGACAUUUCAAUAUUAUUUGCCAAUGGCUACCAG